Molecule: messenger RNA, 1162 nt
Organism: Penaeus vannamei (Pacific white shrimp)
Lineage: Eukaryota; Metazoa; Arthropoda; Malacostraca; Decapoda; Penaeidae
Source: RefSeq, a predicted model, not a curated record
AUGACAAUCCCUAAAAGUUCGGGCGGCGGCGGCCCAGAGUCCCCAGACGGGUCGCAUCAACAACUUAUCAAGGAAGCCAAAGUGAUUUCAAUGCUCACCACCGAGACUGGCUGCAUUCUGUCCCCAACUGACCGACUGACCCUAGAUUUCGCAGCUGUAGUUGGGUGUGAGCAGUUAGUCCGUGGAGCAACUCACAAAAUCAACAAUCCAGAAGAGGCAGCGGAGGAGGUGUCGCCUCGAGUCCGGCGAUUCACAGAGGCUACUGGCGCCCCUUCCCCUGCCGACGCCUUUGCUCUUCCUUGCCAGCGACAGGACAUGCACGUUGACUUCGAGAGCAUCGGUUGGUCAUCAUGGAUCGUGGCCCCGGAGGGCUACAACGCCUUCCAGUGCACAGGAAAGUGUCGCUUCCCGCUAGGGCAGAACUUGAACCCGACGAACCACGCCACAGUGCAGAGCAUCAUGCAUCGCGCUGGCACCUUUCCGAGCGUCGCCGAACCCUGCUGCGUCCCCUCCGCCUAUGCCAAUUUCUCUCUUCUUUUCUACGACGCAGAGGAAAACGUAGUCCUCAAGCAAUACGACAAGAUGGUCGCUCUGCAGUGUGGCUGUCACUAGCGCUUACUGUUUAUGAAGAGAAGAGCUUUAAAGACCGUGAAGGCCGACCAUGUAGGAAUAUGCUGUGCAUUUUGUGGGAUUAUGGCUGUUCGGGUGCACUAAUACUAAUUGCGAUGUCGUAUUCGAACACAUGGUGUCCACGCAUGCGAGAGGGAUUGCACCGGAGGACGGUUUUCCGUGGGGGACUGACGUCAACUUCAUUCGUCGCAUCGAAGAUCCGACGGAGGCUGUGCAUUCAUGUUGCCUGCAUUUUUAUAAUGUCUAAAAUCGCAAUCUGUCUUCAUAAAUGUAAUUGUCACAAAGUGUAUGGUCAGCUAAUCUCGUUGGCCACAGAUUACAUUAUGUGUCCGCUUUUUCAGAAACGGCAGCAGUCUGAUUCCAUGCUUUGAAAGAAGUUUUGCAGCAUAUAUUGUAUGUGGGUGUGUGAUUUAACUGACAAUAAAUGUCACAGGGAAAAAAAGCUUCAAUAUGCAAUCUGAGGGAUCCAUUGUUUAAUUCUACGAAUUACGCGCGCGUAUGUAUAUGUACGUCUGCAUCUCCCUCUCUCUCU